This is a messenger RNA of Zerene cesonia (dogface butterfly), 1141 nucleotides long. RefSeq names its product 72 kDa type IV collagenase-like. The transcript has 8 exons. Gene Ontology annotation, molecular function: zinc ion binding; metalloendopeptidase activity. Gene Ontology annotation, biological process: extracellular matrix organization; collagen catabolic process; proteolysis. NCBI's taxonomy places the organism in Eukaryota, Metazoa, Arthropoda, Insecta, Lepidoptera, Pieridae. The record is from RefSeq and is a predicted model, not a curated record. Gene Ontology annotation, cellular component: extracellular matrix. The coding region runs from base 61 to 1020 and encodes 319 amino acids.
GUUUACAUAUAUAAGACUGCAUUCGCCUUGUAUAAUCCCCAGUUAGACCCAGACCUCUUAAUGUCAAACAUGAGAUUAAUACUUGUGACAGUGUUAGGUGUUCUAUGUGAAAUCAGCCACAGUUUGUACAUAGCAUCGAAUGAUAAACAAUAUGCGCGUUACUUAGUAGACUUCGGUUACCUAAGUAGAAACAGUUUGAGCUGCAGUAGUGGCCAUUGCAACGUCGACGAUUCUGAUUUUGCAAAUGCCCUCAGAUCUUUUCAAAACUACGCAAAAACCUCAGCGACAGGAACUUUAGACAGCUCAACUAAAUAUUUGAUGUCUUUGAGUAGAUGUGAAGGUAAGGACGUCUUGAGGGGUAGUCGGUCGAAGAGAUAUACAACGAUUGGACACUGGCCCAAGAAACACAUCACGUACAAGAUUACCAAAUACUCAUCCACAAUGAGCAAACAAGAUGUGGACUCGCUAAUAUUCUUAGGAUUUUCUGUCUGGUCUGAACCAAGUGGAAUCACUUUUACGAAGAGAGACUCAGGUCGCACCGACAUAGAAAUAAGAUUUGGUAAUUUACCCGCAAAGCCUGACAAUAGAAUUGCAUUCGGCAACACGAAAACAAAACAUAAAGCCAGUGUUAUAACAUUAAAUGACGACAUUCCAUGGACGCAGGAUUUCACUAGAGGAGAACCCAAUCUUUUCCAAACAGUUUCCCACGAAAUAGGCCACGUGAUUGGUUUGGGACACACCGACGUAACCGGCGCUAUGAUGUACCCUAUAUAUGACCUUGGUAUUAAAAUAUUUUCACUCCAUGACGACGACAUACAAGGCGUUAGGAAUAACUACAAGGAUCUCGAUGUAGUUUCAUACCCAGGUCGGCCAAUAUACCGAAAGAACUCCAACCAAUUUAACAAGAACUUCAACAACUUCAGAGACCAUUUCACAAACACAUUCAAAAAUACUUUCGGCGAGACGGUGGAUUUCGAUGACAUUAACUUACCCAAGGAUUGGUUCUCCGGUGGUUUUUAAAUAACUUUUUACCAUGGAAUUUAUCGACACUUGUACUUUGCAGUUUACAUCAUUAAUGCAAACUAAAGUGCAGCAUUACACAUGAUAUGUUAGAAACAUAAUAAACGCAUUCAAAAAAAAA